GGGGAAAAAAACAUUCACUCUCCUCCUCUCACUCACUCUUCAACACACACACACACACACAGAGAGAGAGAGAGAGAGAAGGAGAGAGAGAGAACAGAGCGUUCACUCACAGGAACAGAGCGGAGACUACAGUUGGACAUGCUGGGCCGGAGUAAACUGCCCCUCCUGUGGGCCUGCCUGCUGCUGACCGCCACUCUCUGCCCCAGCGUCCAGGGCAAGCGCGGAGGCGGCGGCGGCUUCCGGGGCCGGGGCAAAGGCGUGGGCAUGGGCAGCAAGGUGCCCUCCUCCCAGAGCGGUGGCUCGUCCAAGCAGGGGCUGAAGAUGGCAGGCGCGGCCGCCGCCGGGGCGAUCGGCGGGGCAGCCAUCGGGUACGGACUCGGCUCGCUGGGCAAGAACCGCUACGGGCACGGCUACGGGCACGGGCAAGGCCACGGCUACGGAAACGGCUACGGGGAGGACCGGAGAGGGUACUACCAAGAAGGCCCUGGGUUUAACCAGUCCAGCUACCGGUACCACAAAGGGGCAGCUGCCGGUGGACCCGUGGCCUCGGUGCUGACCGUCCUGGUGCCGCUGGUACCACUGGUUCUGGCACAGUGGGCCGGCGUCGUGUAGCGGCACGCUUCACUUCAUGGGGUUUCUGGACACUAGCUGGACGGCUGAUGCCUAACGCCCCGCGCACCACGACCGUUCUCCUGAUCCAGUCAGUCACGGGGGUCCGGAACCACCCAGAAGGGUUCGGCCCAAACGGCAGAUGGGUCCAGGGCAGACGUGGUCGCUUUCAGAACCAUUCCGGAAUCAUUCUAGAAGUACCCCGGAGACAUCCCAGGCCAAACCAGAUGAGAGCUAUUGAAAAGAGUGUGUGAAUAGCAGUGCAGUGUGUGAAUCACUACCCCUGUUUUCACUGAUAUCAGACAGAGGAAGAAUAUUACAUGUUAUGUGAUUAGAAUAUCUAAUUAUGUUUUAAAGACUGAAUGUGUACACCACUUUUGAGGGCUUCUGACUAAAACUGUUAAAUAUGUGUAAUGUGUGCAAGGUUAAAGCAAACCA
Sardina pilchardus (European sardine) is the source of this 1047-nucleotide messenger RNA. It is a transcript of the gene sprn2, whose product is annotated as shadow of prion protein 2. The transcript is spliced from 2 exons. The record is from RefSeq and is a predicted model, not a curated record. NCBI's taxonomy places the organism in Eukaryota, Metazoa, Chordata, Actinopteri, Clupeiformes, Clupeidae. The coding region runs from base 139 to 612 and encodes 157 amino acids.